AGCGGAACAAUUACGGGCUAGAUCGUAAGCCAAUAAGACUGUUACUAUUUGACUGCAGCGGCCAACGAGAGGCUGUGCGUGGAUGGCACUAAAUUGGGCACGUGUGUCCAUGCACAUGCCACAUGCUGACACCCGGGAAGUGAGGAGAGAGCGUGAGCCCAGAAGGGGAGCUGAUCUGUGGGAUAGAGUAGACGGGAUCGUCGGAAAGGGUUUGCGUUGCUUUACACAGGUGCCCUGAAGUUGAGUCAUGCAGUCCACAGAAUCUAUUUCCUCUCAGCCAUCACAGGAUUCACUAAGCUCUGACAACAAUUUCAUGUUCAGUGAUUAUGAAACAGAUGUUUUCCUGUUGGAGGACAGAGACAAGCCCCAUGGAAUCCAUUUGACUCAGUCAGGUCUCUCUAACAGAAAUGUUCACAGUAUGAACAGGGAGCAGGAACAUCCUGGAUCUCAGUGGGCAUGUGAUGGGUUCAUUGUGUCUAGUGACCCUGAGAGGUCACAGGAGAACAAUCUUGCUAGGUCAACAUCUUCAUCCAUCUCAUCAUAUCUGUCUCUCUCCUCGCCAUCUUCAACUGUUUUGGGAUGGAGUAGCUCAAAGAGUGAGCGAGGGAAAAAUGGUGGAACUGAAGGUGAUCUGCUGUUUGCUCGUAAGUGUUUAGAACUCCAGGGGUAUGUCCGGCCUCUGCUGGAGCUUCUAAAUGGACUGAAGAAAGGGCGAUUUGACAAAGGUCUGAGCAGUUUUCAGCAGAGUGUUGCAGUGGACAGAAUUCAGAGGAUUGUAGGAGUCCUGCAGAAACCACAUAUUGGAGAGAAGUAUUUACCCACUUUGCUGCAGAUAGAGGUGAUGCUAAAGCUUUGGUUCCCUCAAGUGACUGUUCAAGUUUCUGUGACACCUAACCCUGCUGACGUUUCACCUCAAAACAUUUUCACCCAUGGCAGCAGCAAUAUCACUCCCCCACACAAGCACAAAGACCAAUUACAUAUUCCAGUCAAGAAGCGAAGAUUGAGCUGGUCAGACACAGAUUCACCCUCCUCUUCACCUCCCAUGGUGUGUAAAAGCUCCAAACUAGAAUGUUGUGAAGAGCAAGACCAAUGGCCAUAUGUUGAUGGAGGGGAGGGCUCUCCAGAGACUCCUCCCCUUUUCUCAAACAAGAACAAAUCAGACAAGAAAUUUGUUGAAACCCUGGAGAACAAGGUUAUCCGGUGGUCAGGUUCAAGACUGACAUGGAUGCACAUUGCACCCAUUUUCUCCCCACCUAAAUCUGGUCCCUCUCAUAAAGGCGGAAUGGCAAAAGAAAGAGGAAGCAGAAAUGUCCUCCUUCCAGUUUACCCACUCACCAGCAGGAGCAGUCCAGCCAUGCAGGACAGCUUUGUCUCUUCCACUACACCUUUUUCAGACCCGACUCGAUACCAGUGCCAGUCUGUGAGUUUAGGGACAACAAGUCCAUUGCAGGAGUAUGCCCAAACUCCGCCAAUCACAAUGAAGCCUUCAAACCUUGUACAGCAAAGCACUAUACAAACCUGAUGCAAAAAAGCACAACUAUGUCUUCUAAGUGUCAGAGAAGAAUUGAAGUAUAGGAUGUUGAAAGUUUUGAAGGUUGUGUAUUGCAAUGAUUGCAAAAUUAAAAAAAAAAAAAAAAAAAAACUUUGAGAACUCAACAUG
This is a messenger RNA of Cyprinus carpio (common carp), 1660 nucleotides long. RefSeq lists its product as uncharacterized. Gene Ontology annotation, molecular function: RNA polymerase II cis-regulatory region sequence-specific DNA binding. The record is from RefSeq and is a predicted model, not a curated record. Gene Ontology annotation, biological process: circadian regulation of gene expression; negative regulation of DNA-templated transcription. Lineage: Eukaryota; Metazoa; Chordata; Actinopteri; Cypriniformes; Cyprinidae. Gene Ontology annotation, cellular component: nucleus.